Molecule: messenger RNA, 3156 nt
Organism: Schistocerca gregaria
Lineage: Eukaryota; Metazoa; Arthropoda; Insecta; Orthoptera; Acrididae
Product: serine/threonine-protein phosphatase 2A 65 kDa regulatory subunit A alpha isoform-like
Exons: 13
Coding region: 1012-2787 (591 amino acids)
Biological process (GO): protein dephosphorylation
Cellular component (GO): protein phosphatase type 2A complex; cytoplasm
Molecular function (GO): protein binding; protein phosphatase regulator activity
Source: RefSeq, a predicted model, not a curated record
ACAAAAGACUCACUGGAAAUCGCAGUUCAUGAUCCAGCUGGUUAUCGCCCAGGACCUGAACUAAAGCCUCUUCAUUCUCAGGCAGGAGAGGCACCAGAAACACUAAUUCAGCUCCCGUACGGUCUUGUAGCUGAAGAUACAGUAACAAUCAUUGUUAGCAUUGCUAGUUGUUAAGUCAUUCGUUAUUCGACGAAGUUUAUGGACUCUGUCAUGACUUACAUAUCUGUUAACUUUCUUCUGUAUUUCGAAGCCAUUGAGAUCAAAUAAGGAUGCACAAAAUUCUAGGAGGAGAUUUGGGUCGCUGGGAAAUGAAUUUUCUGUUGCCAUUGUUAUGACUGUACCACUGCAGCCGGUGCUCACACUUUGCUUUUGGAUUAGUUCCUCUCAGUCUUAAUAUUCUGUCGUUCUUAUCUGCUUCGAUAGUGACCAACGCAAAAUGAUAUUUUGUCUGUAUAUGACGCGACAGAAUGAACUACGUUUUAUCAGCAAUUCAUAAUCUUCAGCUGGUCCCAUCCCAUUGAUUCCUUUCUUUCUUUUUUAUCUUUUUGACAGUACUUCCAGAACCGAAUCUACCGCAGCCUCUUCUUUGCCGGCAGAGAUGCAGCACGGGUACAGUAGGUUAUUGAUUUCUAUCUUUAUGUCGUGCAAACGUUGUGGUUAUAACUUUAGUUCUCGUUCGUCAGUUAAAUAAUUGCUGACCUGUGUGGCUUCGGUUAUUCAGAUGAAACAUUUCCUGUUAAAUCGUUUCAAGUAUCGAACAGUGAACCCACUUAUUGUCUGAGUUGGUGCUGUGAUAUCUUUGGUCGGUGCGGAUUCGAUCCCUUUGGGCGUUAAAAUAAUGUGUUAUUGAGAGUGUUGUAAAUUGCUUUACACGUGAAGUUUUGUAUGAUAUACAGCUUAUUGACUGAUUAUUUUACAAUACAAUGCACUACCAUUAAACAUAAGUCGCAGUCGUAGCACAUUUAUUUAUACGUGCAGUUUAGUGAAGUGCUAUUAAACAUAGUUUACAAAAUGGCUUCAAGUGAUUCAGCGGGCGAUGAUUCGCUUUACCCAAUAGCAGUUCUGAUUGACGAAUUGAAGAACGAAGAUGUUCAGCUGCGAUUAAAUUCCAUCAAGAAGCUGUCAACCAUUGCACUUGCGUUAGGUGUUGAAAGAACACGAAGUGAACUGAUACCUUUCCUGACGGAAACAAUUUAUGAUGAAGAUGAAGUACUCCUCGCAUUGGCAGAACAGCUUGGAAAUUUCACCCCUCUUGUCGGCGGCCCAGAACAUGUACACUGCUUGCUGCCACCAUUGGAGAACCUGGCUACUGUAGAAGAAACAGUUGUGCGCGACAAAGCUGUUGAAUCUCUGAGGGCUAUAUCAUCGCAGCACAGCCCACAGGAUCUUGAAGCACAUUUUGUUCCCCUAGUUCAGAGAUUAGCUUCUGGUGAUUGGUUUACAUCACGGACAUCGGCUUGUGGACUAUUCAGUGUGUGCUAUCCACGAGUUUCUGCUGUAGUCAAAGCGGAUCUACGCCAUCAUUUUCGUAACUUGUGUCAAGAUGAUACUCCCAUGGUACGACGAGCGGCUGCUAGCAAAUUGGGCGAAUUUGCGAGAGUGGUUGAAGUGGAGUAUUUGAAAUGUGAUCUCAUUCCAAUGUUUGUGAACUUGGCACAAGAUGAACAGGACAGUGUCCGGCUUCUGGCUGUGGAGGCUUGUGUCAGCAUUGCCACUUUACUGCAGCUGCAAGAUGAUGUGGAACAGCUUGUUAUGCCUACCCUCCGACAGUGUGCAGGCGAUACAUCAUGGAGAGUUCGUUACAUGGUUGCUGACAAAUUCACUGAUCUUCAGAAAGCUGUGGGUCCAGAGAUCACAAAAACAGAUCUUGUGCCAGCAUUUCAGCUUUUGUUAAAGGACUCUGAAGCUGAAGUACGUGCUGCUGCUGCUCACAAGGUGCGAGAUUUUUGCCAGAAUUUGGAUCCGUACCAGCAAGAAACCAUAAUUAUGAACUCCAUCCUCCCAUAUGUGAAGGAACUAGUUGCAGAUCCAAACCAGCAUGUAAAGUCCGCACUUGCAUCUGUAAUUAUGGGGCUUAGUCCUAUUUUGGGAAAACACAACACAAUAGAGCAUCUCCUUCCGUUGUUCUUAUCACAACUUAAGGAUGAAUGUUCAGAAGUGAGACUCAAUAUUAUUUCAAAUUUGGAUUGUGUGAAUGAAGUUAUUGGUAUUCAGCAGCUGUCACAGUCUUUGCUACCAGCCAUUGUUGAACUAGCAGAAGAUUCCAAGUGGAGAGUGAGGCUGGCUAUUAUAGAAUAUAUGCCUUUACUGGCUGGCCAACUAGGAGUGGAAUUUUUUGAUGAGAAACUGAAUGCUUUGUGCAUGACCUGGCUUGUUGAUCAUGUUUAUGCUAUAAGAGAAGCAGCCACUUUGAAUUUAAAGAAACUUGUGGAAAGAUUUGGCCCAGAAUGGGCACAAAACACAGUCAUUCCAAAGGUUGUAGCUAUGUCACGAGACCAGAAUUAUUUACACCGUAUGACUUGCUUGUUCUGUGUAAAUGUUUUGGCUGAAGCGUGUGGUGGAGAGAUCACAGCAAAAUUAAUGUUGCCAACUGUAUUAGCAAUGGCAAAUGAUAAUGUUGCAAAUGUAAGAUUUAAUGUUGCAAAAACUUUGCAGAAGAUAAGCCCAGUAUUGGAUCCAAGUGUUAUUCAGACACAGGUAAAACCGGUACUGGAUAAGCUUCAUGUCGAUAGUGAUGUGGAUGUAAAAUAUUUUGCUUCGGAAGCUAUUGCAAGUAUUGCAGGGUGAACAUGACUGAUACGUUAACCAGAUGCUAAGUGGUUGUAAGAUGAAUGCUCAUGUUCAGUCAGAUGUAAGUCCACCAAUGGAUGAUAAAAUGUACCAUAAACAUGUAGGAUCUAACCAGUGAAGAAUACAUGUAAUUACAUAAAAUUCGUAUGGUCUUCAUUUUGCAUCUCAUUAUCAUUUAUUUUUUACAGUAAAGUUUAUUUUAUAUAUAUAUAUUACUCAUUCAUUUCUCUGCUCAUUCUCUGUUUCAUUUCUUAAAUAAAAGUCUGGAUCUUUUUAUGUGGCAUAUUGUAAAUGUACUGUAAUUGAGUUGUAAAGGCCCUUAAAUUGUGACAGCCACAUUGCUCUUUAAAUAAAAUAUUGAUAAUA